AUGCUCCUCCUCUCCCUCUCCCUCUCCCACUACUCCUCAAACGCCGCGGAUUUCUGCGUGGCUGAUCUCGAAAUCGGAUUCCAGACCCCUUCAGGAUUCCCAUGCAAGAACCCGUCUUUUGUGACCGCUAGUGACUUUAAGUACUCCGGCCUCGUCACCGGCGGCAACACCACCAACAUCAACAAGGUAAGCAUCAUUCGAGCUUUCGUCCAACAGUUUCCGGGCCUGAAUGGGCUAGGCAUGGGAGCGGGCCGGCUGGACAUCGAGCCCGGAGGUGCCAUCUCGGCCCACACCCACUGGUACGCGUCGGAGAUGAUCUACGUGGUGGAGGGGACCGUCACCGCAGGGUUUGUCUCCGGCGUGGCCACCAAUACCGUGUACCUUAACAAGUUGAGUAAAGGAGAGAUUAUGAUCUUCCCACAAGGGUUGGUUCACUUCCAGGUCAACACCGGGACGGAAACCGCCGUCGUUUUGGCUACGUAUGGGAGUGAGGAUCCGGGCACUCAGAUCAUUAGCCCGGCCUUGUUUGGUAACAAUCUGCCGUCUUUGCUUGUUGAGAAAGCGACCAAUAUUGACGAGGCUGAAGUGAAGAAGCUCAAGGUCCUUCUUGGUGGCUCUGGCUAG
Messenger RNA from Linum tenue, 624 nucleotides. The record is from the annotation of a GenBank genome assembly. NCBI's taxonomy places the organism in Eukaryota, Viridiplantae, Streptophyta, Magnoliopsida, Malpighiales, Linaceae.